AUGGCUCCGUAUGAAGCUCUUUAUGGUAGGAAGUGUAGGUCCCCUGCCGGUUGGUUUGAAGUCGGAGAAGCAAACUUAUUUGGGCCAGACCUUGUUCAUCAGGCUAUUGAAAAGGUAAAGCUUAUUCAGGAACUAUUGCUUACAGCUCAGAGUCGUCAGAAAUCUUAUGCAUAUGUACGACGCCGAGAAUUAGAAUUUCAAGUAGGUGAUUGGGUGUUUCUAAAGAUAUCACCUCUGAAAGGCGUGAUGCGGUUUGGUAAGAAAGGGAAAUUUAAUCCCCGAUAUAUCGAAACUUAUAAGAUCAUCCGAAGGGUAGGCCAGGUGGCUUAUGAAUUGGAGCUUCCAUCAGAACUGCAAACGGUUCAUCCAGUUUUCCAUGUGUCCAUGCUUAGGAAGUGUAUUAGUGAUCCAUCCAGAAUCGUACCUGUUGACGAUAUACAAGUUACAGAAAAUCUAACAUAUGAGGAAGAGCCAAUUGCUAUUCUCGACAGACAAGUUCGCAGACUCCGAAACAAAGACGUGACUUCAAUGAAGAUGAUAUCCUACACCGAAAAAAUUCUUGCAAGGUUCUGCUACAUCCGCAAAUCACUUACAAGUAUCAUGUAUGACUUGUGA
This is a messenger RNA of Lycium barbarum (goji berry), 615 nucleotides long. RefSeq lists its product as uncharacterized. The transcript has 3 exons. Lineage: Eukaryota; Viridiplantae; Streptophyta; Magnoliopsida; Solanales; Solanaceae. The record is from RefSeq and is a predicted model, not a curated record. Bases 1 to 615 code for a protein of 204 amino acids.